Trifolium pratense (red clover) is the source of this 383-nucleotide messenger RNA. RefSeq lists its product as uncharacterized. Bases 99 to 260 code for a protein of 53 amino acids. The record is from RefSeq and is a predicted model, not a curated record. The transcript has a single exon. NCBI's taxonomy places the organism in Eukaryota, Viridiplantae, Streptophyta, Magnoliopsida, Fabales, Fabaceae.
UAUAUUUUGAUGCAAAAUUAAACAUUAGCAAACCAUCAAAACUUUGACACAAAGAUUAACAUCUUGAUCAAGAUCAAAUCUAUCAACUAAAAGAGAAGAUGAAGCAACAAAUGAAGGCACUUCUGAUUGGAUUAAUUGGUGCAGCUUUUACCUUAUUUGCUUACUCACAAACCUUCAUAUCACCAAGUCAAUCAAUCACAAUUGGUCUCCUUGUUCUCAUGUUGGGAUUGCUCGUAGGAGAAGGUUUCAUAUCUUUGUAAUUUAUCUUUGUUUAUAUUUUCUCCUUCAAUUUCCCCUUCCUUUAGAUCCAUGAAUUUUACAAUUUUAUGUGUAAUAAGCCUUUAAUAGGGUAUUUUAAUAUUUUUUUUGCAAGUUUUCUUCUA